Molecule: messenger RNA, 3273 nt
Organism: Schistosoma turkestanicum
Lineage: Eukaryota; Metazoa; Platyhelminthes; Trematoda; Strigeidida; Schistosomatidae
Source: the annotation of a GenBank genome assembly
AAACGCUUUCAGCUAUUUAGGCAAUAUUAUGUCCUUGACAGAGUGCAUUAAUUGAUGUUGAUUAUCGCAUAGUCAUGAUCAUCUUAAUUUCCUUGUUUAUAAACUUAGUAAUUUUGGCAAACUCUGCCAACAGCAUUUUUCCUGACAUUACACUGCAUGAGUGUGCUCUAACGAAAGGAUGCUUGAGGCCUGCUAUGUGUACGGAGUCAUCGUGUGCAUUUCUUGUCACAUGGAAAUUAGUGUCCGUGCAGUCUGAAAAUUAUGUGGAGUUCGAACUUAAAGGCAAUAUUCAGAAGGCCACAGGCUUUAUAUCACUGGCUUUCUCGAAAGACCAAAGAGUAGGUGAUGAUGGUGUUGUUGGCUGUUAUUAUCAAUCAUCAACAAAUACAGUGAAUAUUCGAGCUGGAUAUAAUGAUAUCGCUGGUAAAACAACAAAUUUUUAUAAUGGGCCAGAUGAAGAAUUAUUAAUAACAGAUGGUGAGCAUUUAGGUGGUACAUUUAAUGCAAUGGAUGGUACACUACAAUGUCGUUUUAGACGACGUGUUCGACCAUUAGAUACAGUUCAUCAAUUAAUGGAUUUAACAUCACCUAAUGCAUACCAUUUAAUUGUCACUCGUGGUGUUGAACGUAAAAAAGACGGAUUCGGUCGUCCUUUUGCCGGUGGCGAAUCAGUAUCUCAACGUCCGGUUGUCAUUACUUCACCUAUUUAUGGCAGCAUGACAGGUUUAAUUGGUCGUGGUUCUGCAAUAGCUAAAACUCACGGAUGUCUUAUGGUAUUAGCUUGGGUAUUAUGCGCCAGUAUUGGUAUUAUACUAGCUCGUUAUUACAAAGAUGUAUGGCCUAAUUCUGGCCUACUAGGCGAACGCGUCUGGUUUCAGUCACACAGAAUAUUACAAGGUGUAUGUGUUGGGUUAACAUGUAUCAGUAUAAUUUUGAUAUUCAUCUAUUGUGAAGGUUAUUCACAAGCAACAGCAUAUCCAUAUUAUAUACAUCCAAUACUUGGCUUAAUUGUCUUCUGUUUAGCAUUAAUUAAUCCAAUUAUCGCAUUGUGUCGUUGUAAUCCAGCUCAUGAAUAUAGACCUUGGUUUAAUUGGAUACAUUUUUUCAUUGGAACAUUUGCUUAUGUUCUAUCUGUACCAACAAUGAUGCUAGGUUUACGUAUGCCUGCUGCUGGCCUACAACUACAAUUUAUUAAUUAUCCAUUAUGGAUUCUAAUAUUCUUUGUAAUCUUCCAAUUUAUGAUUGAAAUUAUUUUGGAGGUACAUGGAUGCUUCUAUUACCGUCGAAAUAAAAGAUGAAUGUAACGAACCUUAAUGAACUGGACAAUUUAUGUUCAACGACACUUCAACGAAUUAAGAGGGGGAAAGAAUGGAACUUUCAAGAGAGCUUUCAUAUCUCCAGAAAAUACUCAUUAUACAAGUAAGGAUGAUUAGUGUGUAUAAUGCUAGGUGGUUGGAGAUAGCCGGUAACACCCCGGUUCUAGUUUUCGUGGUAGUUGGCAUUCAUCAGUCAAGAGUACAUGCAACCUUGUGGGACUUCGAACGGUCAUCAUGCAGCUCCACACUAUGUAUGGUAUUCUACUAAACAAAAUAACGACAUAAAAAGGUGUGAAUUCGAUCACAAGGGUUAUAUUAGUACUGAUGUAUAAGACAGAUCACAAUGAUAAUUAUUGUUGUGGUGAAUGAGAUAAACGUCGUACAUAUUUACUGGAGAUUGACCAGUAUCAAGCUGCAAAGCGUUUAAAUAAUGCACGUCAACCAAGACCUCCUGAACCGGAACCUUCUGGUCGUAUGUUCAAAUAUUUCAUAAUUGGACUGCAUGCUACAGUUUGCGCAAUUGUUGCCGUUAUCCUCGUUAUCAUUAUAGCCGUUAAUUAAUAGUUUAUUUCCUGUUUCGCUUUUAAACUACUUUAUUCUUUUAUCAAUAGUCUAAAAACUAUUGUAAAUGUGCCUUAUAUAUAUAUACGUAUAUAUAACUUAAUACACUCUGGAAAUUAACUUGCCAUAUUUAUUUAUGCUAUCCCCAUCACCUGCAUAGACUCUGUUUCUUUUAUUAAUCAGUUUUUUUUAGUGCAUAUAUCUAUAAGUGUUUAUUUCAUAUUGCUAGGCAUAUUCUAUAUGUAACACAUCAUCUAGUUUGAAAAACAUUUCACAAUUGAAAUGUUUGAAAAAAAAUCUCUUCGAGUUUGUUUUUUGAAACAAAUAAUGACUUAAAUUGGCGCAAAUUAGUUUUUUUUCACUAAAUCUUUUUAUCUCUUUAACUGUUGCAUACAGCUUGUUUUUUAACUUCAGCUGGGUUUUAUUUGUGCGCUUUUGUUUUUAGAAAAAAAAGAGUAUAAAUAAGACAAGUACAACUUACAUUUGAAGAUUCUUCUCUUAAAUAAUAAAAUAUUUCACGUCCACAGGUACACAGAGAUGCACUUGCGGAGACGUAUAUAUGUGUACGCCGUAUGUGCUUAUAAACGCACUUAUAUUUAUAACUUGGCAUUAUUAUUAUUAUUAUUGUUAUUAUUAUUAUUAUUAUUAUUAUUAUUAUUAUUAUUAUUAUUACUAUUUGCUAUAAUCCUCAGCAUUAAUAACGUUUUUACCUGUUCAAUUCAAUCAGUAUUUGCAUACCUAUUUAUCAAUUCUAUCAUAUGUUAUCAUCGACAAUGAAUUCGGUUGACCACGAUCAAGGACAAUAGCCUUCGUUUUAUGCUAACCUUUCUCUUUCUUUCCUUGCAUAAUUGUUUCUCGUUGUCUAUACUUUUCUUAAUCUAUAAUAUCAAUAUCCUUUUCAGUUACUGAAUUCUUACCAAAACUACUGUUCACAAUUGAUAUACAUGCUCUUUUCAUCCCUAAAUGGCUUAUUUCUCUUCUUCAAACACAUCGUCUCGUUUUCUUUAAUAUUAAGGCUUAUUUACUGAAUCUGUCGACCUAUGCUUUAUUUUCUUUACAACUUAAUUCCUUACAAUGUUUGUGCUUUCCGGCUUGUUUUUGUCCUUUUUUUGUGCUUCUGGUUCGAUUGUGUUUUACUUUAAACCAAAUAAGGUGAACAAAGAUGUUUAUAUAUAAUAUAUAUACAAAUUUAUAUACAUUACUAUUUUUUGCUUCCCUGUAACUUUUAGAACAAAAUUUUAGAUAACUACUCCUUUUUCCAUUCGAUAAUAAUAAUUACAAACAAUCUAUGUAUCAGUGUACCCAAAAAAGGAGUGUUGUCGUAGUGGGGACUCAUCAGCAAGUUGUAUUCGUAUCUUGGCGUUAAUGUUCACAUCGAGACUACAACCGAAUACUU